This is a messenger RNA of Lobosporangium transversale, 711 nucleotides long. RefSeq lists its product as hypothetical. The coding region runs from base 151 to 525 and encodes 124 amino acids. NCBI's taxonomy places the organism in Eukaryota, Fungi, Mortierellomycota, Mortierellomycetes, Mortierellales, Mortierellaceae. The transcript has a single exon. The record is from RefSeq and is a predicted model, not a curated record.
GGUUCAGAUGCUGCAGGUUUUUUUUUUAUGUCCUGCGAUGGAUGGGGAGAAGAAGAUCUUUUUUUAUUUUUUUAUACCUUUCCCAGUCAUUGAUGAUCGCGAUUCAAUUGACUGGUACUCAAAAGUGUAUAACAUGUUUAACCCUUUACAAUGCAUGCAUCAAUCAUCACAAAUCAACAAUAUUCAAUCGCAGAUAAAACAUUUCUGAUUUGGAUUUGUGAGCAGCGAAUGAAUGGUUUCUCUGGUCGCGUGCCGUGCGUUGCAAUGCAUUUUUUUUUUUUUUUUUUUUUUUUUUCUGUCCCAUUCCCAGCUCUGUUUGUUCAGAAAGUGAUCAAAAGAACUCCCGCAAAGAAAGCAUGGAAAAAUCAUUCACAUUGUCAUUAUGGGAAGAUCAAAAAGCAUAUAUUCGUUAUUCGACCUUCGACUUGCCGAAUAGCCUCAUUCUUACUGCUGAUUUGCAAAGAUAGCCUGGCUGGGUUAUUGUUAUUUGCCAGGGUUGCUCAAGUAAUGUUUACAGUAAUGUGAGGGAAUGGGAGUAAGAUGAUCAGGCACAACAUCGAUACACGCGAGUAUAACACAUUUAUUAUUUUACAGUCAUUCCAAGCACAAAGCAGACACAGAAUUGAGGAGCAACACCUUUCCGUUGGCUUAUUGUUACAAGGAAUAACAUUAUUAACGAUGUGUAAUACAUAAAAAACCCUAAAAUAAAAU